Molecule: messenger RNA, 3727 nt
Organism: Hylaeus volcanicus
Lineage: Eukaryota; Metazoa; Arthropoda; Insecta; Hymenoptera; Colletidae
Product: solute carrier family 41 member 1-like
Exons: 9
Coding region: 724-2430 (568 amino acids)
Biological process (GO): monoatomic cation transport
Cellular component (GO): plasma membrane
Molecular function (GO): monoatomic cation transmembrane transporter activity
Source: RefSeq, a predicted model, not a curated record
GGGGAGGAUCGGACUUGUAAAUAGCACGGACAGAAUAGAUUCAAGUCUGAACGGAGAUUCGACGUCGCAAAUCAAUUAGCGAUCUACGAUAUCUACAAUCUAUUCGCGAUAAGUUCUCCCACUGUCGUUGAAGAAGAUAGCGCACGUGCGUACGUCCGGGCAUCGAAGCAGCACGUCGCGUCUAUGCACAUGAGCGGAUUAAGCACCGACAGACGAACCGAACCGAGGCUUCUUUUAUCAGUCAACCACAACCGAGUGAGGCAAACGGUUCGGUCCGCGGUGGUGCAUUUACCAGAGACGAAGCUUCCUUUUCACGGUUCGCGUUACCCACCUUACCUUACGUAUCAUUUCGCGACGCUGCGCUGGAUCUUGAUCGCCCACCGUCCAUCAGGCUGUCCCGCCUCGAGCCGGCUAGAUCAAACUUUCAUCCCAAACCGGCCACUUCCGAGCAACGGAAGGAUUUUUGUCGGAAAUCGCGCGAUCAUUCGAGAACAUCGAAGCAGCUCGAGUCAGAAGUGGCAGGGUCAAUCGAACAUCAAGGAACAAUAAACGUUUUACUAGGAAACGUCGACACGCUGGCGCGAAUUCCUCGAUACAUCGUUACUACAUCGAGACUGACCGAAAUAGGCAGAUCCGACGUGAAAUUAUCACAAGUCGAUCCUGUACACGGCCAAUUUCGACGGGGACACUACUUCAAGAUCGUACGCCAGCACCGAACCCGGUAUGGUCGUUUUUCCGGACUCGUCGACUGAAUCGGCGUUUUUGGCCGUAAAUGCUAUAAAGUUAAACAACCGUGCGGAUCAUGAGCAAUUACCAAACAUGCCAAACGACACGAGAGUUAAGGAUCACGCGUUCACCAUAUCGCGCGGUAACGCGUGGAACGGCAAGGAUAACUAUGCGUUGGAUUUCGACUGCAUGGAGAAGGCAGGCGACGAGAAACUGCACGCAUUGGCGGACAUUAAAGCGGAACCGGACAUUGUGAAAAAAGUGGCAGCGGGUUUGAAAACCCCUAACGGCCAAAAGAACAAAGCGGACAUGUCACUGCCCAAGCUUGGUGGUGGAUCGCUUUCAAGUGGAAGUUCCUUAGUGACGAUCUCUUCCAUCGCAAAUUCAGAUCCUGAUCCUGAUUUUCAUAAUCACCCGGCUGGAUUCGGCAACAACACCCACGCGAACGAGAGAUGGUAUCAGACAACCCUACAAGUCGCUGUGCCAUUUUUCGUCGCCGGGAUAGGCACCAUCGGAGCGGGUCUGGUUCUCGACGAGGUCAAGGACUGGACAGUGUUCACCACCGUUUCUCAAUUAUUAAUUCUGGUGCCCUCUUUGUUAGGAUUAAAAGGCAAUCUCGACAUGUGCUUGGCCUCCCGCUUGUGUACCCAAGUGAACUUGGGGAACAUGCACGAAUUUCGAGAAAUAGCGAAAAUGAUUAUCGGUAACAUCGCGCUAGUACAAAUACAAGCUAUCGUCGCGUCUAUUUUGGUGUCGAUUUUCGCAGUUGUGGUCGACGCGAUAGCAGAAGGCUCCGCGUAUACAUUCGAGUGGAAACACUGUCUUUUAUUGGCCGCAUCCAGCGUAUCCACCGCCACCAGUUCUUGCUUUAUCCUAGAUUUCGUAAUGAUCGCCGUCAUUAUGCUAUCGUAUCGAUGCAAAAUGAACCCUGACAAUUUGGCGACACCUUUGGCAGCGUCCGUCGGAGACGUGGUAUCGCUUAGCGUACUAUCGGCGAUCGCGUCUUCGUUGUUCGCGAGAUUAGAAACGCAAAUGUGGGUUCUGUACGUAAUACUUGGCUGUUACUUGUUGGUACUGCCAUUUUGGAUCUACGUCGUCCUGAACAACGAAUACACCAGAAACGUUUUAACGUCCGGAUGGGUUCCUGUCUUGUCUGCUCUAUUUAUUAGCGGAUUCGGCGGUUUAAUUCUCGACUACGUUGUUCAUUUCAAUGGAUUCGUGAUCUUUCAACCUAUCAUAAACGGAAUUGGUGGUAAUUUAGUCUCCGUACAAGCAUCUCGGAUCUCCACUACGUUGCAUCAGAUAUCGAUUAUGGGAAUUUUACCUCCGUCUUCGAAAAUGUGGGUUAGCCCGUGGAAGGCUCUCUUCAAAGGCUCGCCGUACGCGAAAACUGCCAGAAUACUCAUUUCCAUGGCGAUAGUCGGCGAAUUGGUCUUCAUCUUUAUCGCGGAUUACAUCAAACACGGAGAAUCCACGAUACAAGCAUAUUUCGCGGUCUCUUACCUCGUGGUGGCCGUUUUGCAAGUCAUGUUACUGCUUUACGUGGCGCAUAUAAUUAUUCACGCUAUGUGGCGGCACAAGAUUGACCCGGAUAAUUCAGCUAUACCGUACCUGACAGCUUUGGGCGACCUUACGGGAACUUUAUUCUUGGCGGUGGCGUUCUGGUUCCUAAGAACCAUUCACGAAGAAUAUGGUCGUGAAUGAUGCGAAAAAACAAGUGCAGCUAUCGAACUGCGCGUCGAUGUUUCUUACGAAGAUAUAGCACAUGAAUUUGAAGGACGUUCAAUGCCGUCGGAGACAAACGUGUCGCGGAGAAAAAAAAAGCGAACGAAGAGGAGGAUUAAUUAAGAGAACGAGUGUCUCGUGAAGCAGAACGUAAGAGAGGAAAUCAAGAUUGUUCUUCUCCUCAUCAAGAGGAUCUUUUAACGGUACGUUAGGCGCGUUCUAGGAAAAAAUGCGACACAUAGUGACCAUAAUCUUGAAAUAACUUGAUUGUACAUGGUACUCUGCCAUGAUAUAAUUUAUUAAUACUUUUUAAUAAUCGUUUAUUACGGAAAGAAAUUUGCGUUGAAUCUGUUGAUCAGUGACUACUUACAAACGCGCGAUUUAUACGUUUUUAUCUAUUUUUAAUUAUAUAAUUUAUGUGUAAUCAUUGGACUGUGGAUUUUAUGCAUUUAUGGCAUACACAAAUAUGAAAAACAUGUUAAACGUAUACAUAUUCCACAUAUUUGUAUAAAAUAAAAUAUUAAUAUAGCUACAUUGUUUUAUAAAAUGAAUUCUGUAUAGGUUUCGUGCGUGAUUUUCAUAUUGCGAUACACCAUAAGUGCACAAAAUGUGCAGACUAAUAAUUAUAGUACAUCUCUGUCGUUAUGUUUGCAAGAGAUUUUAUCGCUCACCAGCAAAGACCAGAUCAGUAUUUUAUCGCUGACUAGUAAUUGUAUCGUGAAAUAAAACUGUAAAGAUGCUGGCAGGAGUAUACACAACGGAAUGGAUAUUUUAAAUCGUGAGAAUUCACCCAGAAUUCUCAAUUCUGUAAAAACGACAAUACUAGAUAAUUGUAGAUACAACUAACUUCAAAACAUUAACGUUACAAGUUUGGAAUAAGUUUUAUACUGCAAUAGAUUUAUAAAAUUAUAGACUGUUAGAAUGGCAUACGCUGCAACGAAACUGUUACAUCCCCAAGCAAUCUAGAUACAAAAGAAUUAACGUUUGGGAAGAGCAUGAAUUUUAUAUAUUACAUAUAUAUUGCAGUGAUGUGUAACGAAUAUUUCGGAGUAACGCGUGAUCUAGCGCAAACUAGAUAUAAUUUAUGCAUGGUACUUGCUCGUAGAAUAACCGAUGAUAAAUAUGAUUCCACAAGUAAUGCCAUAACAUGUAGAUAAUAAUAAAUUAUUUUGUAUAGCAACCUGUGAUUUACGACGAUAUCACUUUUCACAAAAAAUUUGUGAAAUGUUAUGUAUCUACAAUAAAACUACGCAACCUUCAAAUGUGGCGCCGCCAA